Styela clava is the source of this 1155-nucleotide messenger RNA. RefSeq lists its product as uncharacterized. Lineage: Eukaryota; Metazoa; Chordata; Ascidiacea; Stolidobranchia; Styelidae. The record is from RefSeq and is a predicted model, not a curated record.
AUUUAGUACUUGCAGAAUAAACCAGCUAGCACUCGAGUAAUUUUAAUCCAGAAAUAAAACGAAAACGAAGAGAAUGAAGAUUUUGAUUUCAAUCGUGUGUGUUUUGCUCAUGGCAAGAGGAGGUCUAAGUCAAUUGGACGGAACUUGCUCAGGCGCAGGUGGUACAUGUACAGGCGAACCAAACGCAGCUUUGUGCGACUCUUCUACUCCUCCACUUUGCGUGUGUAAUGUCAAUUAUAUGCCUGCUACCCCGAAUACUGACUGCACAGCAAGGACAUGCGCUAGUGGUGAUGGUGACUGCACCCCUUCCGAUACCAACAGUUACUGCAAUACGGCUCCCGCGACCGACGUUUGCAACUGCAAGGCAAACUUUGUCGAUACGUCAAACGCUGCCUGUGUACGUCGAACCUGCGCCAAUGGUGACAGAGAUUGUGUUGUAAACGAAGCUAAUUCAUAUUGUUCUUCAUCUGGAACCAUCGGAUGCACCUGUGGAUUUCUUUCCACUACCGACGGCUCAUCUGGAUCGUGUACAGCCAAAGCAUGCACAACAUCAACAAUCGCAUCUGCUUGUGGAUCCGGCACUCUCUACUGUGUAUCAUCAGUGUGCGCAUGCCCAGCAAAUCAGAUCGCUGGGGCAACAGCUUGUGUUGACAGAACAUGUGCAGCGACCUCCGACUGCACAACUAAUGGUGACGCCAAUUCGGAAUGCAACACCUCAACAGGGAAAUGUGCAUGUAAAUCUGGUUAUGAAGCCUCGGAAGCAGCAUGCGUAGCAUCCACUACUACAACUACUACUACUACAGCAACUACAACUACUGCAACGUGUGGAGGAAUUUCGACAGCUUUUUCUUUCCCUCUACUUCUUUUCAACCUUGGUGUAUAUAAAGCAGCAAAAUGGUUCAGUAAUUGAUAAUUAACGUUACAGCGUGCUGAAAUAUAUAUUCAAAUCAGUAAUUUUUCAAUGAGUUUGGCAAUUUUAUUAAUAAUAUUUUCAGAUGAAUAUUCGUUCAACUUGCUAGGAAAAUACAAUAUAUACUUUAUUUUAUACGAUUUUAGUAGUAACUAAUGCUUGGAAAAGAUUUGAUGGAAUCUUUCCUGAUCCCAUUUCAAGUAUAAAGUUUUAUGGCAGCUUCAAUUAAUAAAAAAAAAAAGUUG